AUGGGAGAGAGAGGAAAAGUGCACCUUGAAGCAGAGGUCACUCUGAUGGCACUACCUAUCAAAUCUACCACUGGCAAGUUGCUUCUUUCUCCUUUUCAGUGGUCUGCUAUCUCUAAAAUGUGGUUCAUUUGCUUUUUAGGAAAGUGGAUACUAACUAAGGAGUACAUAAUUAAUAGUGCCGAAAGUGGCAGAUGGCUUGAUGAAACAACAUACGAAUGGGGAUAUAAAAUUGAAAAAGACACCCAUUAUUCACCUCAAAUGCAAUCUGCACCUAGAAGAUGGCGCAAAGAGUUGAAAAACUCUGGUGCUCCAGGGGCCUUCCACAGAUGGAAAGUUAUCUUCAAUGUUAAGGAAGGUUAUGAAAAAGUGGCACCUAUUAUAAGGAAGGAUAUACAAAAUACUGAAGUUACCGAAAUUAAGAGUUUUCUGCCAGCACAAGAAACUGACAGAAACAAGUCUAAUAUGCAGCUUAUUGAAAUGAAAAAUGCUGUGAUAAAGCAUAUAUAUUUUGUUGAGGCUGCUAAACAGAAAUUUGCUCGUAAAGAUUUUCUGGAUAGGUGCAAUCCAAAGGUUAAAAAUAAUAACCUAUCCGGAGGCAGAUUGUAUAUAUUUGAAGAAUUAAUAGAAGAGCAUUUAUUAUCUGAAGUGGUUAUAGAACUUUCUGUUGGUCAGAAGUACUUUCUACCUCCCGUUCAACUUUUUCAUUCUCUUCUAGAACGUGUCCUGUUGGAAAAUACCGAUGCAGUAUUUUGUGCUAAACUUCAUCAUGUUUUGUACCUUGUUCUCCAACAUGAUCCUCCUUGGAAAUCUGCAUCUAUGUUAGGAUAUUAUUUAGAUCUUCUUCAGUGUCCUAUAUGUAAGAAAGGCACAGCUUUCAGACAUGAAAUAGCUUAUCUAUUAAAUGCAAUGCUUGGAACCGUAGUGGAUUAUUGGAUCGUCUCAGCUUUGCUUAUGGACAGAAAUGUGUUCCAUCAAAUAGCUAAUGAUUUAGCACACUAUAUUGCCACUGCCUGUGAUGAUUUUUCAGUAUGUGAUAUUAAAAUGUUCAUUUGUUCCAUACCGUCCCUCUGGCUUCAAAUGUUUGUUGCUGAAGCAGUUUUUAAAAAAAUGUGUUUACAGAGGAAUGUAACUAUUUCUACAGAACCUCUUUCUCUUCAAAAAAUAGUCGGUCCCUACUUUCUUGCUUUGCGAGAGUUAGGGAUGUGUGAGACAAGAAAAGUACAUAAAGCAAAGAAAAUAGGGCAUUGGCCAUGCCCUGCAUCUCAGAGGGCAUUACAGAUGCUAAAUGGUGAAGAGCAGAACCAAGUCAAAGUGCUGCCUGAUCUACCAGACAAUAAGUGCCAUACAAGGAAGAGAGCCAAGGCUUCAGAUACCGAAAAGAAUUGUUUCCCUUGGGCUGAAGAGGUGCAUUUUUACAGGAGAAAUGCUAAAGGACAGACAGCCCUGCAUGCAGCUUGCAUAAGAAACAAAGUGGAGAGAUUGAUUCAGCUUCUCUCUUCCCCUGGAAUAGACAUUAAUUCUAAAGACUAUGCUGGCUGGACGCCUUUGCAUGAAGCCUGUAACCAUGGCAGCACAGUGUGUGUCAGUGAAAUUUUGCAGCGUUGUCCAGAGGUAGACCUGCUCAGUCAAGUGGACGGGGUGACUCCUUUGCAUGAUGCACUGUCAAAUGGACAUAUAGAAAUUGGCAAGCUGCUGCUUCAGCAUGGGGGACCAGUCCUUCUACAGUACAGGGACUCCAAUGGAAAAUUGCCACUGGAUUAUGUUCAGUCCCUACAAGUAAAACAAGAACUUCUGAACAUUGUUCUUCCGGAAGAGAAAAUUGAAAGUUUCAACAAACGUAUACAACAAGAGCUCAGCAGUCAGCAAAAAGAAUUGUGGUUGGUUUUAUUUAACAAGAUGCUGCUCAAUUUUUGUUCUGUUUAUAAUCUGUUUUCGCCUUUUACUUUAACUCUCAGAGAGGUAGCUGAUUCAAAUAUGCUUCUAGUAAAGACUGCUGAUAGCCAUAAGAUGAAAGAUACAUUUCCUGCACAUUGGUUAGUAGAUACAUACUUUAAAGAGCUAGAAACUUUUCAAAAGCUACCACAGUUUAUUGAAGAGGUAUCUGCAUACAUGUGUUCUUUUUCUGGAGAACAGAUGAAGGCCUUAUUAGCAACUCUGGAAACUGUGGUAAAGGCAAAUAAGCUCUUUGCUUAAAUCCUUUCCAUAGGAAGCUUCCAUAACCAGUUGCAUUGGUUAAAUCGUGACUGCUAACCUACAAUAUUUGGCUGAUACUUGUUCUGGUAACUGAAGUACAGAUGUCACAGCCGUGCAUGUUAUUAUGUGGCAAAAUCUGUCCACUCACAAUACCUUCUCAUUGUCAGACAUCUCUGGAUGCAUGACAGCACUUCAAGAGUUGCUGUGUUCUUUUAAUUUUUAAUUUUUCUGUCUUUGAAAUAUUUGUCACCAGUCUCGUGCCAUAGUUCAGUUUGGUUUCUAAAGGUAGAACACCUUAAACUGAGUUACACACCAUGUAACAAGCAGCUUUUCCCUUAGAAAAGUGCAUACCUACAUAAUUUACUGCAUUUUAACAAAACCAGUAUUCUAACUGUCUUUCAGUAAACGAAAAUGCAGGGAAAACAGAUGUCUUCUCUGCAUCUUACCUAAACACGUCUUGCAAAAGUUAGGAUAAAAUCCUGUAAAAUUAAAAACAGAAGAUAAUAAAACUUUGUUUACAGAAUCAGUGUAGUAGCACUUCCCUUGUCUUUGUUAGUUUGGUAUACACAAAGAUGUUCCAGGGUGCUAAUGGUCACAUUUGUUUAUGCAGACCAACCUGAGGAGUCUGGCCUAUUCAGUUGGGUUUUAUUCAGCACUCCAGUGGGUGUCACUGACUGGAGCUUUACAAUGACCGGGGCAUCUUCCUGCCCUCCAGGCCAGUGAUGCUGUAAAGGACCAAAUGCACCUUCAGCAUGAGUGAUGAUGUCACUAGCUCUGCUCUGCCUCAUGCUGGCUUGGAGUGAUUUGAUAAAUCCUAUACGUUGGCAGUGCAUAAAGUCAUCUUGGUAACACCCCUAGGAUUCCUCCAAUCCAGACGCUGGUAGUAGUAGUGGUAUAAAUCUAUCUGCAUUGGCGGGGGAAUUUGCUGAGGAUUAGACAAGACGGUUUAAAUAUGUACUGGGCAUCAGAUUCUGACACUAAGUAUGAAUCUCCUUAAAAAUUACAGGCCAUUUAAUGUGAGAAUUUUGUUCUCUGUUUUGUGAAUACAUGCAAACUACACAUGAUAAAUCCUCUAAACUAAUCCUCUAACCUAAUUUAGCGUUGAAUGCUACAUAUUCUAUCAGACGGUCCUUUUAAUUAAUUAAGAAAUAGAGAAAAUCCUGUGCUGUUCUUUAAAGGUAUUGAGGCUCGUGCGGCAGCUGAGCUGUAUAAUUAUGCUGCGAGAGGUUGGAUAUGUGGAAGAGUUGCGUAUUUUGGAGAGCUCUUGUCACAGAUUUAUACAGCAAUGACUAUCCUUCCUGCCGUGCAUCUUUGUAGAGAUCUGGUACAAAUUUAGAUCAGACUAAAAUCUGAGAAUAUACACUUCUAGUAGAAGAUUAACUUUUCCCUUCCUAAGGAAGAGAAGGAAAUGCUGCUUUAGAAUAAGGACAACUGAUCUUUUCUAAUGGAUUUGGUACAAGAUCAGGAAUAAUUCAAAAUCUUAGCCUUCAAAGGAAAGGUACUAAUUAGCAACGUUUCCAGUUCUUCCAUAGUAGCAAUUUGUAGUAUUAAAAAAAAGAACCUUAAAAGAAAGGGUAUGGAUAAUAGCUGCUUCUGAAAUUGAUGUUGCUUGACUGGGAGGAAUAAGUUACAUUGAUGCAGCUGGCUUGCAGCACAUUAGAACCUCCAUUUAGCCUUUCUGCAGCAGAGACAUACGAUCUCAUAGCAAUUAAUCUACUGAAGAUGCUCAGACGGGGUUGGUCUUUGAACCAGACCUUCUUUACAAAUGUUCAUUAGUGGCCGAUUAUUAUUUUUAUGUGUGCAUGCAGAACAGCCUGCUCUGGUAGAAUAGAGGGCUGGUUCAUACUGGAUUUGUUUCUGUUUGUGCCCUUUUGCGUUUCCUACAGUGAAAGAGUUGGAAAAAGCAACACUCAGAAAGCUUUUGUUGUGUGUGAAGAUAAUUAUCAACAAACUUCAGUAUUCCCUGUUGCAGGUUGUGAUGAAAGAAAUACUGCAUACAUAGUUUGUAAGGAAUGCAAAGUAUGCCAGCCGUAUUAAAAUUUUCUUUAAUUACAUCAUAAUAUUCUACCUCUAACUUUAGCUUAGAGAUUGUUGAUGUACAAUAUCAGCCUUUAAUUAUAUGAUGGCACUAUUUUUCCCUUAUGUUCUCUCAGUUUGAGUAAGGAUCAUCUACUAUGCUCUUAACGUCGGUCAGUUUUGUACGUAUUCAGUUUUAGGUAUAAUCAUGUUUGCAGACUCCAUAUCCUUGAAAAAUCUUAAAUAUAUCUCUAUCAUAUUUGACAUAAGAUUUUGUGCUUCAUCUCGUUUAUUAGAGAGCACCUAUUCUCUUUUGGAAUAGCAAUUUUUAAGUCAUUAUCACAAUGAAGUGAGCUCUAUUAAGUGAUUAAACUGUCUCCUUUUAAAAUCCCUCCAUGUUUUGCAAUCCAGGGUGCUUCACAAAGAUUUGUCCUCAGCCAACCUCGGUUUCUUAGGCCUUUAGUAAGUUUCUCUACAUUCUCCACCUACAGCAUGCAGCUGCAGAACAGCACUGUUGCACAUACAUAAACAAAGUACUGCCCAGAGCAGUUGUUGGCUUGUUGUUUGGUAAAAGCAUGAUGUUUGGUAAAAGCAAAAUAGACGUAGCACUCUAUGGUACACAGUUGGAAUUACAGUGGAAUGCAGACUUGUUGUUAAAGCCUCAAAAGUUGCCAAAAAGGAGUACAAUUACACCAAAUUUCAAUAUUACAGCUUCUCCAACACAUACCUGUUGUUUGACAGCAGUGAUACUACUGAACACAAGUGUAUUAGGGAUGAACUUUGUGUACAAAAUGAUAAGUGAUGUCUGUAAAGACUUUUUCCUGAGUGUUUUUUAUAUUUCAGAAUGUGUCUCAUAGCAAAUAAAGGACCAAAGAUGGCAUACAGCA
Molecule: messenger RNA, 5096 nt
Organism: Meleagris gallopavo (turkey)
Lineage: Eukaryota; Metazoa; Chordata; Aves; Galliformes; Phasianidae
Source: RefSeq, a predicted model, not a curated record